This is a messenger RNA of Brassica oleracea var. oleracea, 603 nucleotides long. RefSeq names its product GTP-binding protein SAR1B-like. The coding region runs from base 1 to 603 and encodes 200 amino acids. Gene Ontology annotation, biological process: vesicle organization; intracellular protein transport; endoplasmic reticulum to Golgi vesicle-mediated transport. The transcript has 4 exons. The record is from RefSeq and is a predicted model, not a curated record. Gene Ontology annotation, molecular function: GTPase activity; GTP binding. NCBI's taxonomy places the organism in Eukaryota, Viridiplantae, Streptophyta, Magnoliopsida, Brassicales, Brassicaceae. Gene Ontology annotation, cellular component: endoplasmic reticulum exit site; COPII vesicle coat.
AUGUUUUUGUUCGAUUGGUUCUACGGAAUCUUGGCGUCGUUGGGGUUAUGUCAGAAAGAGGCGAAGAUUUUGUUUCUCGGGCUUGACAAUGCCGGAAAAACCACGCUCCUUCACAUGCUCAAAGACGAGAGAUUGGUUCAGCACCAGCCGACACAACAUCCAACGUCUGAGGAACUUAGCAUUGGCAAAAUCAAGUUGAAGGAUUUUGAUUUGGGUGGCCAUCAGAUUGCCCGAAGAGUUUGGAAAGAUUACUAUGCCAAGGUUGAUGCUGUUGUCUACCUCGUGGAUGCUUAUGACAAGGAGAGAUUUACAGAGUCUAAAAGAGAGCUAGACGCUCUUCCCUCGGAUGAAGCCAUUGUCGUUGUCCGGUUUCUGAUUCUUGGAAACAAGAUUGAUAUCCCUUAUGCAGCACCGGAAGACGAGCUUAGGUAUCACUUGGGUCUCACCAACUUCACCACCGGUAAGGGCAGAGUGACAACGGCUGGAGGAGAUUCUGGUGUUCACCCGCUGGAGAUUUGGGUCGUUACAGUAUUCAUGUGUAGCAUCGUCCGCAAAAUGGGCUAUGGCGAGGGCUUCAAAUGGCUAUCUCAGUACAUCGACUAA